Molecule: messenger RNA, 576 nt
Organism: Aplysia californica (California sea hare)
Lineage: Eukaryota; Metazoa; Mollusca; Gastropoda; Aplysiida; Aplysiidae
Biological process (GO): sodium ion transmembrane transport
Cellular component (GO): membrane
Molecular function (GO): serine-type endopeptidase inhibitor activity
Source: RefSeq, a predicted model, not a curated record
UGUCCUUGGGAGUGUGUGAGGUCAGGCGGUGCGCGGAGCAGAAGGCCAUCGAGAAGGCCAGGCAGAACGACCUGACCCUUGAGGAGGAGGAACUGGUCCUGUCUCAGUGUGACGCCACAGGGGGCUUCGAACCCAGGCAAUGUGCGGGCAGUCUGUGCUUCUGUGUGGACGAGGCGGGGCAAAGUGUGGCCGCCAACCCUAACGGGACGUGUAAAGCCAUCGACAAAGUGAAGGAGGUGAACACCACCUUGACCUACAACUACGACUACGACACUCUGGUCAGCAAGAACCUGGUGGAGUCGUUCGUGGAAGCUGUGCAAGCCAAGUUCACAGAGAAAGGUAUCGCGGUCAAACUGGGGCGGCCUUACCGGGGCAGUGUGAAGAUUGACGCCACCAUCACCUCAGACAAGAACAAGGACCUCAGUCUGGUGAAGACAGUCGUGGAGCAGUCGGUGGCGACAAGUGACAUGGACCUGACGGUGGGCGGCGAGCAGCUGUCCCUGAUCAAAGAGGAGACGGUGGUGAAGGCCCGCACAGCCUCUCAGAUCGGAGGAGGAGGAGACGGAGGAGGAGGAG